GCCCAUGUGGGUUUUGCAAACUGUCAACAUUCCCUGACGCCGAACAGAGAACAAGCGAAGUCCCGAGAGCUCCUCAGUGUCCAGACCCGCGAGUUGAUUUACUCCACACAGACCAAAGGCAAAAUGAAGGUUGUCGGAUCUACGUGCGCUCUAAAAAGCAAGGUGGGCAGCGAGGAUGUGGUGCGCUGCCUGUCGGAGCAGAGCCUGACCAUCAGCAAGUGCAAGAUCCCGCUGCUGGACGAGCAGAUGAACGUCUUCCUGCAGGACAUGAACAGCUGCUACAGCAAACUAAAGGAACUUGUGCCCACGCUGCCCACCAACAAGAAGGCCAGCAAGGUGGAGAUCCUGCAGCACGUCAUCGACUACAUCUGGGACCUGCAGGUCGAGCUGGACGAGCCGGAGAAGAGCCGUCCACUCCCCGUGUCCAGCACGGCGCGGACACCCCUGACCACUCUGAACGCGGAGCUGGCCGGCAUCACAGUGGAGAACGGAUGCCCGAGUGACAGGAUUAUGUGCCGCUAACAGCACAGCCAGUGGAACCAGCGUCUCACCGCGUGACGCACCGGCAAGAACGAACAAGGCUACCUGAUGUGACUUCUCCAGAACAUCGAAAGAGAACCUUGACCAGUGUAGGGGCGUUUCAGACUCCCAGAAACUAAAGGCUAGAGUAAAUACGUAGAAACGGGGACUGAAGGAGUUUCCAGGACUCGAAUCUGAAGAGAGUCCCGAGAGGAGAGAGAACGCACUGGAGUCUGGACCCAAAGAGAAUGGGUUAUUCUGGACCAGAACAGACCAGCCAGUGUGGUCUGAUGUCAGUAGAGUUUUUUAAAGGAAAAGCUUAAGAACAAGUGGCUCUUAAAUACCUUGUUCUUUUUUUUAACCUUGUAGAAGAUGUUGUUAAAGAAUAUUCUCAGAUUCCUGAGCAAAGCAAAUGUAUUGUAUAUUACAAUGUCUCCUUAUGUGAAAAUAUUGUUUCUUGCAAUGUAUCAAACUUGUGUUUUUUAUUAAAACAAAACAGUUAUUUUUUGAAAA
Molecule: messenger RNA, 1032 nt
Organism: Cynoglossus semilaevis (tongue sole)
Lineage: Eukaryota; Metazoa; Chordata; Actinopteri; Pleuronectiformes; Cynoglossidae
Gene: id1
Product: inhibitor of DNA binding 1, HLH protein
Exons: 2
Coding region: 124-522 (132 amino acids)
Biological process (GO): cell differentiation; circadian regulation of gene expression; negative regulation of transcription by RNA polymerase II
Cellular component (GO): nucleus; cytoplasm
Molecular function (GO): protein dimerization activity; transcription regulator activity
Source: RefSeq, a predicted model, not a curated record